This is a messenger RNA of Nyctereutes procyonoides (raccoon dog), 1578 nucleotides long. It is a transcript of the gene SLC2A4RG, whose product is annotated as SLC2A4 regulator. The transcript is spliced from 8 exons. Bases 56 to 1165 code for a protein of 369 amino acids. Gene Ontology annotation, biological process: regulation of transcription by RNA polymerase II. Lineage: Eukaryota; Metazoa; Chordata; Mammalia; Carnivora; Canidae. The record is from RefSeq and is a predicted model, not a curated record. Gene Ontology annotation, molecular function: RNA polymerase II cis-regulatory region sequence-specific DNA binding; DNA-binding transcription factor activity. Gene Ontology annotation, cellular component: nucleus.
GGGGGCCGCGUCCCGAGCGCCCGCCCUCGCCGCUGCAGCCUCGGCCCGGCCGGCCAUGGAGGCCGAGCGCCCUCCGCCGCCCGCCCCGGGCUGCUGCCCCCCGUCCCGCGCCGCCGGCCGGGACCCCGCGGCCGCGCCCGUCUCGGUGCUCGCGCCGCCGCAGGGCGCUGCCGUGGGCGGCGGCUUCGCGGGCCCGGAGUUCGCGCCGCCGCGGGAGCCGGAGCCGCGGGCCGCCCACCUCGGGGCCCCGGGGGCGCGGGCGGGGGCGGCGGGGGGGCCCCGGACGCCGUCGGCGCACGUCCCGGUGCCCGCGCAGAGAGCCCCCCCAGGGAAGUCCCGGCUGGAUGAGGUCAUGGCUGCGGCCGCCCUCACGAGUCUGUCAACCAGUCCCCUCCUGCUGGGGGCCCCAGCCCCAGCCGCAGCCCGCAGCCCAGAGCCUGGCCUGGAGCCCUGGAAGGAAACCCUGGCGCGGCCACUGGGCAGCUGCAGCAGCAGCAGCAGCGGAGACUGGGGCUGGGACCUGGCCAGUGACCAGUCCUCUCCAUCCACCCCGUCACCCCCACUGCCCUCCGAGGCAGCCCAUUUCCUGUUUGGGGAACCUGCCCCAAGGAAGAGGAAGAGCUCAGUGCAGGUCCUGUUCCAGUGUCUAUGGAAGCGGUGUGGGAAGGUGUUGAGCACGGCCUCCGGGAUGCAGAGACACAUCCGCCUGGUGCACCUGGGCAGGCGGCAGGCAGAGCCGGAGCAGAGCGACGGUGAGGAGGACUUCUACUACACAGAGCUGGACGUUGGCGUGGACGUGCUGGCAGACGGGCUGUCCGGCCUGUCCCCCGUGUGCCCCACGGCCCCCGCGCCGCCCGCCUUCCCCCGCCUGGAGCUGCCCGAGCCACCCAGCCUGUCCAGCCUGCUGCGCCCGCUGGCCCUGCCCCGGGUCCCGCUGCUGAGCUCGGCGGCACCCCGAGAGGGCUGCCUGGCCCCCCUCCGCCUGGAGCCGCAGCCCGCCGCCCUCAGGACCUGCGUGCCGACCCUGCCCUCCAAGCUUGGCGCCAGCCCGAGGAAGCCCCGAGGUGAUGCCAAGAAGUGCCGCAAGGUGUACGGCAUGGAGCACCGGGACCUGUGGUGUACGGCCUGCCGCUGGAAAAAGGCGUGCCAGCGCUUCCUGGACUGAGCGCCGCCCCGGCCGCCGGCCGCCAGGACUGGGAGGCAUAAGCUACCCCCCCCCCCGGGCCUCCCCCGCGGCAGGGUCUCCCGAAGCCGCUGGCCCCCCCAGAGGGCGGGGGCGUCCCACCACUCAAAGUGCCUCUGAAGAAACCAGCCUUUUGCACUAAAGCCAAACCUCAGGGCUGUCCCCUUGGCCCGAGGCCCCCAGGGUGGCCCUGUCAGGGUGCGGACGGGAUGGGCCGCACGGGGCCAGUGUGUGAUGCACUUUGAGGGGCGUCAGGGAGGGGCCUCCCCUGCCCGCACUUAACCUGCCGGUUCCAGGGCUCCAGGGGCUGACGUUUGUAUCGCGAAGCUCAGGUGUCUCGGGUCUGGGCCGCGCCAGGCAAGGAGAAAAAUUAAAGAUGUGGGGUUUUUCCAGAA